AAAUCCAGAAAGCAGAUUAAUGAGGAAGAAUGGUUGGUCUCAUACCCAAUCAUUCUUUUACGUGUUCUUAACUUCACGGACUUGUCCUAUUCAUAAAUUUUCUCAUUCUAAAUAAGUAAAUACAUGAUUAAAGUGUAGUAUAAAUCAUCGUUGAAAGUGUGAUGUAUGCCAUUCCCUCCAAAACCCAAGACGUCCAAAGGCGGAACACUCGAAGCAGCACAACAAAACAAACGUUGAAAAAUCCAUGACAAUCACGUAUACCCAGAACACAAAAAAAACGCAAAUUUCUCAGCUGCUACCUGUUGAGUGCAGGUGAACACAGCAAAGCAUGCUGUCAUGCAGAGCUGUGCUGCUACAUCAUCAUAAUCCGUGAUCCAAAGAGUUUGCCACGUCAUCAUCAAUUUCAUAACAACGGCCAAAACAAAAGAAACUCGAGAUCUAUAUGUAACUGACAAUUGAAGAAACAAGAAAGACGUGAAAGCUCCCCACAGAAACACAGAGCCAUGGACCUCAACCUUUCAUCUCUAGUAGCUGUUCUGGCAAUCACAUUGGCCUUCUCACUCUACCUCUAUUCUCUGCUAUGGAAAUCAAGAAGUGUCGUACGAAAGUUACCGCCUCAAGCUGGAGGCGCAUGGCCUAUAAUCGGCCACCUUCACUUAUUAUAUAGAUCAUCAGAGCCACCCCAUUUGGUGUUUGGGAAAUUGGCCGAUAAGUAUGGACCAAUUUUCACUAUAAAGUUUGGAGUGGAGAGACGAGUGGUCGUGAGCAGCUCGGGUCCAGAAAUCCUUGGCUACAACUAUGCCUGCUUUGCAUUCAGCUCCUACGGCCGCUACUUUCGCGAAAUAAAAAAGAUGGUCAUGCACGAGCUCUUCUCCAACCAGCGCAUCGAGAUGCUCAAACACAUUAGAGAAUCUCAAGUUAACAUAGCGAUCAGAGAAAUAUACGAGUGGUGGACGAAGAACAAGAAGAGUAGUGGUUCAAAUGAGGUGGUGGUGGAGAUGAAAGAAUGGUUUAUGGACAUAAGUCAGAAUGUCAUAUUUAUGAUGAUAUUAGGGCAAAGAUGUUCUGAAGUUACAAAUUACGAAAAGAUGGGGAGAAAGAUUUUCAAUGAUGUUCUUCAUCUGCUUGGGAUUUUGGUGGUUUCAGAUGCGGUUCCUUUCUUGAGGAGGUUGGACUUGGGUGGCCAUGAGAAGGCAAUGAGGAAGAAAUUUAAGGAGGUAGAUCAACUGCUUCAAGGAUGGCUAGAUGAGCAUAAGCAGAAGAGGAAGAUUUCUGGUGGGGUGAAGGGUGAUGAUGACCGUGACUUCAUGGAUGCCAUGAUUUCAUUUCUUGAUGAUGAUUUGAAAGUUACCAAGGAGUAUGAUGCUGAUACAAUCAACAAAGCUACCUCCCUGGCUCUUCUCUUAGCAGGUGUAGAUGUAACUACAGGGACAUUGACAUGGGCACUCUGUUUACUUCUCAACAACCCCGAAACCCUAAAAAGGGCCCAAGAAGAAUUAGACCAAAAUGUUGGAAGAGAGAGGCAAGUGAAGGAGUCUGACCUCGACAACUUGGUCUAUGUCCGCGCGGUUCUCAAAGAAGCAAUGCGUUUAUACCCUCCCGGACCACUUGCAAUGGCCCAUAUGUCCAGAGAAGAUUGCAUUGUAGGAGGCUACCAUAUCCCAGCAAAGACUCCUGUCUUCGUCAACAUUGGAAAGAUCCAACUAGAUCCAAAGCUGUGGCCUGAACCAAAUGAGUUCCGGCCAGAACGAUUUCUAACAACCCACAAGAACAUUGAUGUUAGUGGUCAGGAUUUUGAGUUGCUACCAUUUAGCAGUGGAAGAAGAAUGUGUACAGGGGCAUCUUUGGCCAUGAAGAUGAUGCCGUUGGCACUUGCUUCUUUGCUUCAUGGGUUUGAAAUUGCGACCCCAGGGGAUAAGCCUGUUGACAUGCGUGAGACAAUGGAGUUGACUAACCAUAAAUCCACCCUUCUUGAAGUCCUUGUCAUUCCGCGCCUUCCUGCUCAACUAUAUGAGCAUCAUAAAUAAAGCCAACUGCUAUGUUAUUAUGUGGGAUGGAAGUUACAUGAAGUUGAUAGGGACUGUCAUGAAAUAGUGAGAUGCACUAGAUGUAUCGUUACACAGUGUCCAUUCCAAUCAAUAAAUUGUUUUAUUUUCAGUGUCAUUUUGGGUUUUACAAUUUUAACAUUGAGUAUUUGCCUGCUUGAAAAUGUUGUAAUGUGAUUCUAAAGCUACUGAUCGUCACGAAAUGCGUCUUCAACAGGUCACACUU
Molecule: messenger RNA, 2271 nt
Organism: Prunus mume (Japanese apricot)
Lineage: Eukaryota; Viridiplantae; Streptophyta; Magnoliopsida; Rosales; Rosaceae
Source: RefSeq, a predicted model, not a curated record